Planococcus citri (citrus mealybug) is the source of this 4410-nucleotide messenger RNA. Its product is annotated as calmodulin-A-like. The record is from RefSeq and is a predicted model, not a curated record. The transcript has 8 exons. Gene Ontology annotation, molecular function: calcium ion binding; enzyme regulator activity. NCBI's taxonomy places the organism in Eukaryota, Metazoa, Arthropoda, Insecta, Hemiptera, Pseudococcidae. The coding region runs from base 142 to 831 and encodes 229 amino acids.
CUAAAUUUACCAAAUACGUAAAGUCACGUUUACAUUCGAUAUAAAAAGUCAAAUCGGCUUGAUCAAAUUUUCAUAACGAAGUUGACGUGAAUCGUGUUGGUAUUUUUUGUGUUUGAGCAGAAACAAAUAAAAGGCAACAAAAUGAAAAUCGAACUAAGCAGUACUACUCUAUCAAAAAGCUUAUUCAGUUUUGAGCCCGUGCAAAUCGAAUCAGAAGAGACGAAAUGCAGAAACAAACUCGCUUUGGAAAAAUUACUCGCAUCGGAACCAGCUUGCAAUUACGUCUCGGAACAGCAAACAGAAGCAGUAGCAGUAGCAGAAGAAGAGCAAGAAGAACGGACGGAUAUCGAAAGUUCAACUAUAUCAAAGCAUCAGCUCGCCGAGUAUCGAGAUGCAUUUUCGUUAUUUGACAAAGACCAAGAUGGUAAAAUAUCCAAAGAAGAACUGCGUAGUGUGAUGCUGAACUUGAAACAGAAUAUCAAAUUAGGCGAACUCGAAGUCGUAUUACAAGAGCAUAAUUUCCAAGAUGAGGAUAUCAGCUUCGAACAAUUUGUACAAGUUUUACAAGCCACACAAGUCGAACAAGAUCUUAAAGAUAUUUUCAGAGUAUUCGAUAAACGUAACAUGGGGUACAUUUACCCUUCAGAUUUGAGAGCAGCUUGGCAAUCUUUCGGUAUAUCCUUAAACGAUCGAGAAAUUGACGAAAUGAUCAGCGAAGUCGAUACCGAUGGCGAUGGAAGGAUUAGUUUUACUGAAUUCGUUAACGCUUUAAAUACGCAUAUGGUAGGAGAAAAUGACGACGAUCCCAUUUCUUAUCAGUCGAAUAUUUGACAAUAAUUAUUAUAAUUUCAUUUUUUUUCAAAUUUUUAAAAUGUAUAUUCGAAAUUUUUAUUUUUUUGUAAUUAUUUGUUUAUAGUUAAGUAUGUACAUAAAAGAAAUAAUUAUACUUUGUGCAGAGCACAUUAAUUUAUUUUAAAACAUUCCUUUCAAAGGACUGUAGGUACUUAUAGGUACUCUAUACCUAAUGUUUAAUUUUUUCAUUAAAUUUAAUCCCAUGAUUUAAACAAAAGUACAUAUGUACAUAGCGAUUAGUUAAUCAAGGAGAAACCGCAAAAGUAUUGCCAAAUAUAUCUAUCUACGUAAUAUUAUGUAAUUCUAAAGUAAUUAUUAGGCCAAAAAUUAAUUUUAAUGAUUUAAAAUAUGCAUACCUAAGUAUUUUGAAGAGUUAUCAAUAAUUGGAGAUAGCGAUACCUGAAUAAUUGGGUAAUCAUUUCGAUGUUAAUGAUAUCAGACUUUUAGACGCAUAAUUUAUAUUUCACUCAACACGAAUAAUUAACUCGGAUCAUUUUUAUGUUUCCGAAAUAAAAUUAAUUUUACGUAUACUUAUCUCGAAUAAGAAUAAGCUGUGUAAAUUUACAUUAGUACCUACUUAAUUGAUACCUACCUCGUUAAAUUCUAAGCAUCGCCAUUCACCAAGUAUCCAUAACAAUCAAUGUUUAUGGGUGGUACAUGUGCGGCACCUAAGGGUGUUAAUUUGUCACAUUGCCGCACCAAGAUAUUGACGACAUGUGGAUUGUUGUAUUUAUUUUUGGCAUUUCAUCGAAUUCGAGGGUAGCAUCUUUCAAGACCAGACCAUCAAUGAACUCACUCCAUUAUGCAAGAUCCCAGCUGAGUAAGAAUUUCAUGAUUUCAUACUUCGUAUUAUAGCUUAAUUUUUGCAAAUUUAAAAAAUUAGCUAUCAGGAUCUCAGAUGAAUCAUCGAAGCAAGUAACGUGAUAUCGAAGAUCUCAGAACAAUUGAUUAAAUGUGAGUAUCUUGAUUAAAUUGUGAUUAUGUGUUUAUCAGGAUGGUCCUUAUUUUCAGAUCUUUAUAAUUCGAACUCCUCCCCUCUCUCUCUCUCUCUCAAUUUGAUUUGAUUCAAUCAUUUUCAUUAGAAAUAAUAUGUACUGUAGACUCUAUAAAUUUUAUGGCUUUCCAUCGCAUAUAAAGGAGCAAAAAUCCCCGCUCCAUUUUCAUUUUGCUCCUACGACAGUUGGAAAUCAAUUUUUUUCAAUUUGAAAGCUUUCUACGAGUGCUUGCUUCUAAAAAUAUAGCAUAGAUCCAAUUUUCAUUUCAAAAGCCCCAAAUUUGGAAAAGGAAGAACUAAAAUCUAGAUGAAAAAUUAAGGGGAAUUUUUUUUUCAAUUGUACGUUUGUACCUAUUUCAAGCUCAAAUUCAAAAUUUGAACAGAAUUGGUCCCAAAGCGAGAGAUAUGGAGAUGUGUCUCGAGACAAAUUUUUGGAAUUUUUAGACCUCCCUCUAAAUGUUGAAAAACUGAAAUACAAGUACAGCAUAUUUUUGGUAAAAAUUUGAACAAUUUUGCUCUCAUGGAGGGAGAGAAGGAGGGGAAGAACAGUCUCCAUGAAAACCAACGAACAAGGGCUAAACUUGAGAAGUUCCCCAAUUUCGAAUUCGGUUCCUAUGAUAACUAUGGAAAGCUAACUUUUCCAAUCGAAAGCUCUCAAAGGUCCAAUUUUCAUUUAACACCAUGAUUUUUUUUCUUAAUCGUGUUUCGACCUUAAAUCCAAAAUUUGAAUCAAUUUGGUGACAUAUGGUAGGAAGGAGGAGGGAGAUAUGCUUCAAAAACCAAAUUUUAGAAUUUUUUGUAUCCCUUCACCCAACUUUUAAAAUACGAGUAUUUCGCAUCAUACAUCACCCUGCGAGGGCGUGAGAAAGCUAAGCAUCCAAGUCUUUCAAUUGGUCAGGGAGAUCAAAAAUGGGAUCUAAACCAAAUUUCUCCAAAAAUAAAUCCCUGCAGAAAAAUGUAUGGAUUCGUGUAAUUGAGUCUUGGAAAAAUAAGUUUAUAAAUUUUAAUAAUAAUUUUUAAAAAAUGGACAAUCCUGAACAACUCAAAUACCCAUAAAUUUGUAAUUCGUGAAGUCAAAAAUGAGAUAUGAAGAAAAUUUAAGCUUCCUAUCAAAAUUGGAUCAAAUUACGAGUAUAUGUAUUUUUCACGAGCCUUUGAAUGUUUAAAAAUUUUUCAAAAAUUGAUAAAUUCGAAAACUUGACUUUAGCGUCUAUUAUUUUGCAUUGUAGGUAAUUUAUUUUUUUUGGAUUUUUUUUACUUUUUUCUAUUUUCAUUUGCUUUUUUAUGGCAAAUUUUUCUGUCAUUCGAGAUGCUCUCUCUCCUCCUUUCUGCAAAUCAAGUUCAAAUAUUACAUAAACCUCAAUAUUUGACAGAAAAAAAUGAAUUUGUGAAAAUGAAAAAAUCGCACUUUUUGAAAUUCUAACCAAAAUUAAUUCUUUCCAUUUCACAUUCGGUGAAGCAAAACAAUCUUCUAAAUCAUAUUUUUUCAAGGUAGAAACAAGGAAAAAAGUAUGAAAAUGAAAAUAAUUGUUCGUUUCACACACUUUUUGAUUAUUAUUACAGUUUUUUUUUGAAGUGAAGGGGACUUCUUUGGCGAAAAAACGGGGUUUUAUAAAAAUCAUUCCAAAUAAUUCUCCCCCAAAAAAAAAAAAUUGAAGAGCGAGGGUGCAAAAAAAUUUACCAAUCCUCAAUAAGGGCCAUCCUUGUGUUGAAUAGGUAUCAUCAGACACAUUACGUGCAUUACAAUCGAAUAAAUUAAAUUUCAAAAAAAAAUUGUACGCAUGGCAAAGGCACACAUCAUCAAGAGCGUUGAAUCAUCUUUAAGAUUUUUCAGUCCGUUGCAAUCCCCCCGGAUAAAAUGGAAUCUCAUCAGUACGGAAAUUCGCUACGUGUAAGACUACUUGAAAUUUAUCAAAAUUUCGUAAUAAUUCAAUAUUUCAAUUUCAGUUUACAAAUCAUCAUAGAAAAUUUCCAUCGAGCAGUUCUUACAAUCGUAAAAAGUUGGACUAGAGAAGAGAACAAACGUUAAAUGCAGCGAAGCUAAUGGGGAAAUUCUCCAGACUGAUGUACCUAUAAUAAAUAUAUGUCUGGGAUAAAUUUCCCAUGGUAUGGCAACUGGCGCGGCGACUUUGUGGCAGCUCCUACACAUUCCUUUUCAUAUUUCACCGCAUACGAGUAUACAUAUGUACCUAGCUAUACCAACAUUGCACUUAUGCUGAUCUUGGGAAUAGCAUAAUUUCCUGUCGUGUAUAUUUUUUGCAACAUCUCGGAAGAUAAAAUUAGCAGCUGGACAGUAUUCGAUGCAUUUCAACAAAAAUCAGCAAAAUAGAAUCUUAAUUCGUUAGAAAAUUUCCGUAACUAAGCUAAAGUAGAUUUCCUCUGUAAAACCGGGGAAAUUAGGUACAUUGUAUGGAAAAAAAAAUCAAUGAGUAGGCUAAGAUUAUACAUGAACAUCCAAAUGUGAAUUCUUAUACGUCUGGGAAAUGAAAUAUCAGUUAAUUCUAAGAAUACGCCGAUGUAACUUAACACUCCUCAUGAGAAUAAAUAUGAUUUUUUUUUACGCA